AUGAAGUAUACUGCCACAAAAUUCAGGGUUAGAACAAAUAAAAGACUCAGAAGCCAAAAAUAUCCUGAAAAACACUCCGAUUUUCUGGGCUGUAGUUCCACAAAGAGCUCCUUUGGUCUUAACAUGCUGUUAACUAAACCGAACAAGUUUCAGAUCCCACCCCCUCACCCUGUGUUACUAAAGCGAAUUAGAGAAGAAAGGAUGAAACUGACGAGCUCAUUUGAGUCAGGUAUCAAUAUCAUCGAUAUUGAAACAUCAUGGGAGAUAGAUAAGUUCAUAUCUCAUCACUUCAAUACUUCCAUCGGAAAUGUUUUAAAAUCGAAAUCCAGCAGUAAGAAAAGACCUAUGAACGCUUUUAUGGCAUUUCGUACAUACUAUGCCCAAUUAGGCACCGGCCUCAAACAAAAUACACUCUCCGUCAUUCUCUCAGAAGCUUGGAACGCCCCAGAAACGGAUCAAAAUAUUUGGGACAUAUUCGCGCAGCAGUUUAAUUUUGCGAGUCCUCGGUGUGGGUUUGUAAAUUAUAUAAUGGCCCAUGCGUCCUCAGCGCCAUGA
This is a messenger RNA of Nakaseomyces glabratus, 555 nucleotides long. It is a transcript of the gene HMLALPHA1, whose product is annotated as transcriptional co-activator mating type protein alpha. The record is from RefSeq and is a predicted model, not a curated record. NCBI's taxonomy places the organism in Eukaryota, Fungi, Ascomycota, Saccharomycetes, Saccharomycetales, Saccharomycetaceae. Gene Ontology annotation, molecular function: sequence-specific DNA binding; DNA binding, bending. Gene Ontology annotation, biological process: positive regulation of mating-type specific transcription, DNA-templated. Gene Ontology annotation, cellular component: nucleus.